AUGUAUCAACGUGUUCGCAUAUUAUGCUGUAUCACUUUCAUUUUCACAGUAAUCAUUUCGAUUGACGCUGCAGCAGUCAUACUGCAUCCAAAGCAUGAAAUGACAUUAACUGAGAAGUUACGAUUUUACUUCAGAUGCCUUGUGAAGGUCUUAUGUCACAUGAUACGUUUGGGUUAUAUAGGUCCGCUAUCGGAUUAUUAUGUGCAUUGAGAUGCUUAUUUUAAAGUAAUCAGUGCGUUACUAUUUUAAAAGUAAUAUUGGUAAAUGGUAUAAAUCACCAUGAACAGAUUUUCGUGUGUUUCACUUUUUAAAAAAUAUUUUUAUUAUCCAUUGUAAACGUUAUGUUAAAUUGAGGUGACAUUAUGGGACCAAAAUAUAUUUUACAGUUUGAUGUUGGUUCUUUUCGGGAGAUUUCAUUUCCUUCACGUGACUUGCCUAAUAUAAUUAUUUGAUUUAAGUUGGAAUUGGAAACGAUUUUUAUUUGUCAUCUUGACAGUUUCCAUGUUGAAACUAUUACUAUGAGACCAAAAGGUCAUGUGUCUGAUCAUUGGUAAAUUUUGUGCUGCUCAUUGUGGAGGAGUUCUAUAUCAGGAUGAAAUAACACAUAAAUACUGUGUUUGGAAAUCACUACAUAAUAAGUCAGUUGAUUGCUUACCAAUGUCAGUAAGUGAUGGUCAAGUCCUAUCAGAAAUUUAGUAUAAUUGAUCAAUAUUGACUACUGAGUUGUUGCUAAUUGACUAAACGGUAUUAAGUUCGAUAUAAAGCAUAAUGAUCAGUGGGUUAAUUCUUAACAGUAGUCGUGAAUGCUUAUUAUCUGAAAAUUCCAAACUAGAAUGAAAGAUCUGACUAGUAAUACCCAGUUUGCAUUGGUGUUUCGGUUUUAUAAGUAGUGUUGAAAUAUCCAUUGAAGGCUAAUCUAAUACAUACAUUUUUUUAAUGAAUAAUACAAUGCUAAUUUAUCUCAAGGUUAUUUAAAGAAAGAUUCAAAACCUUCUAAUCAUCCUCAAAAUUUCUAUUACAAUAGAACAGAUCAACAAGCGAUGUUAAUUAAACAAACGGAUAUGUAUAUAAAUUUCCGUAUUAAAUAUAUCACAAGUAUUUGGAGUUUGAUAACACCUUAAUCAGUAACACCUUCUACAAUUCCAACGUGCCCACCCAGCGAAAUUAAAAGUCAGAAGCGAAGAAGUGAUCAAAUUAAUCAAUAAAGAGAGAGGGAGAGAGAAAGAAAGAGAAGUAGGUCUAGUUGUAGGUAUGUGUAAAUCCACUGAGAGUCGUUUAUUAUUAAUAAAUCCAUUUUGGAUCCAUGGAAGGUCAAAUACAAAACAACUAUAUGAACAAUGGAAAAUUAUCAUAAUUAGUAUUUUUAAAAAGAAAACAAAGCACAAUUUUUAAACAAAUAGUUAAAAUUCACUUGCUCUUGUUUGCUUGAAUCUUCCCCUUGACAUUUAGGACUGCAAUUGAUCAGCCUCUUGUUGGCACAUGUGCAUAUUCAGUGUAUUGCCUUGAUGCAGCUUUAAUUCAUAAGCAGUAUAAGCAAAAAUGGAUGGUGACAAGCAGUAGAAUCCAGGACGCGCCUUUCGUCCCAUUUGGGACUCGUCAGCUGGGUGUGUCUGCAUCUCAGAGUUCAUGUUUACUCUGAGACUAGAAGAACGAUGGAGAUAGCGCUUAUCUGAAUAACAACGGUAGCUUGAGUCUUAAAACUGCCAAAAAGUUAUGUUCGUUUAAGAAAAUGGUUCAGAGAAACAAAAGAUAUUUAAUACAAAUGUGGG
Schistosoma rodhaini is the source of this 1769-nucleotide messenger RNA. Lineage: Eukaryota; Metazoa; Platyhelminthes; Trematoda; Strigeidida; Schistosomatidae. The record is from the annotation of a GenBank genome assembly.